AUGGCUGAAGGGAACGAGCUGAUGAACAGGCUCAUGAGCGAGAACGCUGACCUGAAGAAGCAGGUCCGGCUCCUCAAGGAGAACCAGAUGUUGAAGCGCCUGCUCAACGAGAGCUGCCAGGACAGCUGCGGCCGCGGCGGCCGGGACUUCCUGUUCCCCAAGGCCCCCGCCUACCCCGAGGACUGCUCCCCCGGGACUGCAGGUCCAGAGAUUGGAAGAUUCACCAGUGUCCCUGAUGUGCCCUCCCAGCUGCAAACAUCCUCCCUAGAGGACCUGCUGUGCUCACACGCCCCACUCUCCAGUGAGGAUGAUGCUUCCCCAGGCUGUGCGACCUCCUCCCACGUGCCCUUCAAGGGUUUCCUCAGCUCCUCGGAGCUGCAUGUGCCCCGUAGCACUGACAGGAAGCUGUGCCCACUCCUGAACCCCUUGCAGGACUCAGUGGUGGACAAGACCCUGCUGGAGCCCAGGGAGAUGGUCCGGCCUAAGAAGGUGUGCUUCUCAGAGAGCAGCCUGCCUUCAGGGGACAGGACGAGGAGGAGCUACUACCUUAACGAGAUCCAUAGCUUCACCAGUGCGGAGAAGGAUGGGCGCAUCGUUGGGGAGAUCGCCUUCCAGCUGGACCGGCGUAUCCUGGCCUACGUCUUCCCUGGGGUGACCCGGCUGUACGGCUUUACCGUGUCCAACAUCCCCGAGAAGAUCAAGCAGACAUCCAUCAAGUCCCUGGACGGCUCUAUGGACGAGAAGAAGCUGCGGGAGCUGACACACCGCUACCUGAUGCUGAUGGCGCGCCUGGAGAAGCUGGGCUACAGCCGCGACGUGCACCCCGUGUUCAGUGAGUUCCUCAUCAACACCUAUGGCAUCCUGAAGCAGCGGCCCGACCUGCGUGCCAACCCGUUGCAUAGCAGCCCGGCCGCCCUGCGCAAGCUGGUCAUCGACAUCGUGCCCCCCAAGUUCCUGGGCGACUCUCUCCUGCUGCUCAACUGCCUGUGUGAGCUCUCCAAGGAAGACAGCAAGCCACUCUUCGCCUGGUGAGCCCGCACUCCAGCACCCGCCAUGCCUUUCCUGCAAUAAAUGUGUUUGUUCCAACCCCCGGGGGCCAACGUGCCUCCUGUGCGUCCCCUCCAGCCGGGGGAAGGUCCGUGUCCGCCGAGGGCGUG
Molecule: messenger RNA, 1157 nt
Organism: Molossus molossus (Pallas's mastiff bat)
Lineage: Eukaryota; Metazoa; Chordata; Mammalia; Chiroptera; Molossidae
Gene: SPATC1L
Product: spermatogenesis and centriole associated 1 like
Exons: 4
Coding region: 1-1032 (343 amino acids)
Source: RefSeq, a predicted model, not a curated record